This is a messenger RNA of Nicotiana tabacum (common tobacco), 1878 nucleotides long. RefSeq lists its product as uncharacterized. Lineage: Eukaryota; Viridiplantae; Streptophyta; Magnoliopsida; Solanales; Solanaceae. The record is from RefSeq and is a predicted model, not a curated record.
AUAAUCCGUUAGGUGGCGACUCUUCACAUAGCCAAAUUUCCAAAAGGAAACGAGUUAUUCUCCCCAUGAAUGUCGAAAUCCGAACUUCACCAUCAAAAGGGGUAAAAAGGGGGUGCGACACAGAUUUUGCAGGUGACAAAACUGAUAGGAAAAGCACUAGUGGGACGUGUCAACUCUUGGGAAAUGCAUUAGUAUCUUGGCAUAGCAAGAAACAAAAUUGUGUUACCCUAUCAACGACUGAAGCAGAAUAUUUAGUUGUCGGAAGCUGUUGUACACAAGUUCUAUGGAUUAUGCAUCAACUUCUCGACUAUGAUUUAUCUCUUACCUCUACUCCUAUAUUUUGUGAUAAUACCAGCGCUAUUUGCUUAUCAAAAAAUUAUGUGCAUCAUUCUAGAGCAAAACAUAUAGAAAUUAAGCAUCAUUUUAUCCGUGAUCACAUUGCUAAAGGUGAUAUUGUGUUAGAUUUUAUUAGUACUGACUCUCAACUUGCCGAUAUUUUUACAAAACCACUUUUGGAAGAAAGAUUUUGUUUUCUAAGGAAAAAGAUUGGCAUUUUUCCAAAUUUGUAAAAAAAAAGUCUUUUUACCGUGUUAUGAAAUAUUUUAUUUCCUUAAGUAUGUGUGGCUUAAUUAAUUUUCGUGUAGGUGUAAUAAUUGCCUAUCCAUCAGUACUGCCGAUCAGUCACUUUAGAAGCACCACUUCCUUCUGAACCCGCCUUUUCCUUUAACCAAGGCGACCCUUCGUUCCUUCUAAAAGUACCGAUAAAAACCCUUCCAACCCUGCUACUCUUUCCAUUCCUAUCAAAUCGAACCUUCUCACCAUAGCCAAAAAAACCUCUCUUCAUCCACUGUAACUAGACGGAGCCGAAGGUUUCAAAAACCCCUCAAUCCUAAAGAACCUGUAUACCUGGAGUCGUCUCUUGACUUAGAUUUCCUCAAAACAGAUAAUAAGAGUAGUGAAUCUUCCAAAAAUCCUCCCAUUAGCCAGAAAAAUGCAGGCAAAAGACCUAUGGAGCAAACCCCCAAAAAGUCUGCAUGCAAGAAAGGAAAGGUAGAGAACACUAAAUUUGGACCUGAGGAUAAGUUAAUCUUUUAUGGCCCGGGUGAAAAAGCAAGGUUUGAGUCCUUCAAGUCAACAUCUAUGGCUUAUGGAUGCUCUUACAUGCUUGAAAGUGUUAGGGACAUAUCUUCCUCCGCUGCUUGUGUACCAUAUGGUCUACUCAUCUCACACAUUCUCGAAGUUAAGAAGGUAGACUUGGCACCCUUUAUACCCAAGCAUAUUUCCAGCACUUAUGAUAAGACAACCUUUUCAAUGAUGGGGUACACCUUGGGUAAUGAUGGAUGGGUUAAGCGCACCAAAGUUGAAAGUAUUACAGUGCCAGUUGAAGUUCAAACUGAACAACCAGCAUCUCAGUCGACUACCUCUCAAUAUCUUCAGCAGAUGCAAAAAUAUUUAGAUGAGGUAAAACAGCUAGUAGUUGAGAUGAAGGAACAAGUAGAUAAGAUCAGAGAAGUCACUAAGGAGACAGGUAUAGAUGUGGCUAAGAUCAGAAUAGAUAUAGGAGCUACGCGGAGACAAGGAACCAGGACAUUUAAUUCUAUAACUGAAAGAUGGAUAAGCUUGUCAAAGAUGUCGAGAAUUCAUAUGACUCCUUCUGCACCAAAGUGAUCAACACUCUCAAGUACUUCCUAGGAAGAAACUAAUGUGCAUUUGUGUGAUGGUGUCCAAAAACAAUAUUUUUUUCUUUUCUUGUUUUUUGUUCACUUGCUGGUGGUUCUAACAAAUUUUUCUUUUUGGGUCUGUAUAACCUAUGCCUCUACUGAAGGCAUUAUUUUUGCUGCACUAUCUCGCUAGUUAUUAUGUAUACUACUUCCUAUA